Molecule: messenger RNA, 3264 nt
Organism: Anopheles aquasalis
Lineage: Eukaryota; Metazoa; Arthropoda; Insecta; Diptera; Culicidae
Product: mitochondrial uncoupling protein 4-like
Biological process (GO): transmembrane transport
Source: RefSeq, a predicted model, not a curated record
CAUCGUGAGUGCGUGCGUGCAUGAUUCAAUAAUUUGCCUCUUGCGCGACGAGCCUCGAUUGUGAUCUUUGGCCCCUAUUGCGGUGGUCUUAGUUUUUGUGUCGCGUCGAAAGUCGGUCAAACACGGGGCGGUGCGAUGGCCAGCAGCGACGUGCUGAUCAUAAAUCUGAGGAAAAGCUUUUUGUUACCAAACUGCUAGAGGACGCGGCGGUCUUCGACGGUGUCCGGUGUGUCCUCCUGGUUCCCGUCGUAUUGCUCGUGUUGUCGUUGUGUUUUUGUGUUAUUUUUCUGUUCUGUGUUGGCGGUUUUUGUGUGCAAUUAUGUGAGCAAUUAUUAGGAGCAUAGCUUGAGUCUAAUUACCAAAAAUUGUACCUGUGAUAACGAUCGUUCCAGUUUUUGUUGAUAACGUGCACCCAGAGAGAGAGAGAGAGAGACCUGGUCAGCACCGGUUAUUCUUUUACCAUUUCGCAAUAUCUCCUCCAACCCCCGUUCGUGCCCGUUAGUAGCGCCAGGUUGCUGACCUCGUUGUAGUAGGAGGCCUCGGUUGUUGCAUCGUCGAGUGUAACCACAGCAACUCAGUACCCCCUCCUCCAGGUGGGUUAUGUAACGGCCUCGUCGUUGGCAUCAUGCGUAAGCAGGGUGCCCUUUCACAUCGACGCCUACUACCGACGCCAACAGCAACUGCUACUGGCGCCAACUAGGAUUUCCAAUCAUCCACGGCUUUGUCGCGAAAAUGGUAAAGUCCCGCGUGUGAUGUUGGUGCUCGAAGGAAACCCUCGAGAACGAGAAGUACGUUGAGGUAGCCCCGUACGGCGAGGUCCACGUUCUUUGCCGUGCGCUACUUUCGCGCCUAUCCACUUCCCGUUAUGCGAUCCUCUUGGCGGCCUGAAUUACCGGCAACACCAAGGAGCACCAGCUAACCUGGGUGACAAACGCGUUAGCAACGGAACACGCGACCGGAAGUGCCCUUCGCAACCACGAUUCCAAAGGCUUCGUUGCGAGUGCGAGCAUAAAGCACGUUAAACCCAUCCGUUCCGUUAUCGAUUUUCAUUGGCCAUUGGGGUGUACGGCAACAACGUAAUUUCUCCCCGGCGACGAACUAUACCAAUUCAAUCGCACACGACGUCGAACACGGAUUGUACGAACGCCAACGGGCCCUUCUGCAUAUUUGAAUUUGUGCCAGUCAUAGCCUUUCGCCACGAACAUAUACGAAUCAGUCUGGGUCACCGGCAGCCGGCACGACAAGCGACGACAGCAGCAGCACGAGCACGAUGCAGCAAACGGCGGCCACAGGCCGGACGGAAAUGCGGCCGGUCAAGUACCAUUAUGCUGAUUCCUUCUGGUGUACCUAUCUGGUCUCGGUGUUUGCGGCCAGUAUCGCCGAAACGGUCACCUACCCGCUGGACCUAACGAAGACGCGCCUUCAGAUACAGGGUGAAGCGGCUUCAACGAUGGCAACGAACGCUGCUGGAGGCGCUAUCAAGAAGAUCAAAUACCGAGGAAUGCUAGCAACGGCAAAUGGUAUCAUCCGUGAGGAGGGCGCCCUGAAGCUAUGGCAAGGCAUUACACCAGCCCUCUAUCGGCAUUUGGUGUACAGUGGUGUCCGCAUCGUGACGUAUGAUGCUAUCCGGAAGAAGCUACGCAACGGAAAGGAUCACUUUGCGCUCUGGCAAUCGGCACUGGCCGGUGUUGGGGCCGGCUCGCUAGCGCAGUGGCUCGCUUCACCAGCCGAUCUGGUGAAGGUACACGUUCAGAUGGAGGGUAGAAGACGGUUGCAGGGCCUGGAGCCACGGGUGCACAGUGCUGCGCAUGCUUUCCGUGAGAUCAUCGCACGUGGUGGCAUCUUCGGGUUGUGGAAGGGCAGCGUACCGAACGUGCAGCGUGCUGCCCUUGUUAAUCUGGGCGAUUUGACCACCUACGAUACGGUGAAGCACUUUAUCAUGCACAAAACUGGCCUACCGGACUGUCACGUGGUUCACAUCAUGUCUUCGAUCUGUGCCGGCCUGGUUGCGGCUACCAUGGGCACGCCCGCAGAUGUGGUGAAGACACGCGUCAUGAACCAACCGACGGAUGCGAGUGGAAAAGGGCUGCUGUACAAGGGUUCCAUCGAUUGCUUACAGCAAACGAUCGGUAAAGAGGGAUUCUUCGCGCUCUACAAAGGCUUCCUACCGGUUUGGAUUCGUAUGGCACCGUGGUCGCUAACGUUCUGGCUGUCAUUUGAGCAGAUACGUUCCAGCCUUGGUGCCAGUGGAUACUAGGACGAUCGAGCAGGGCGCACACAAUGGGAAGCGCGCGUCUCCUCAGUAACCUCACCGUGCCAUCAACCAGCAACGCACAUGAUCGUUUCCACAUUAGCAUCCUCCUACGCCAUAGAGUGAGAGGGAACUGUACGCUAUUUGCUCUUCAUUGGUUUACGUUUGUUUUUUGAAGCUGUGAUUUAGAGUAGUGUAUGUAGUGCACAUCAAGAGCCGUGUUUGGCGGGCGUGUAUCUUGAACCUUUAGCUUUGGGGGCGGUAAGGUUUAGGCUCGUUCUAGUGAAGUGAUUAUCGUAGGAAGCAGGAUUCGGUAGAAGCACUAGCAAAGGCGUUAAUUAUUAGUAAGCGUAAACUAUCCCGUGCUAUCUAGUUCCAUCAUCAUAUCCCGAACUCUCUUGAGAGCGUCAUAGCCAAAUAGCAGCAGCACCACCAUAUUUUAGCUCGUCAUGCAGAAGUUCCUUUUCGAAAUCAUACGUGCACAAUUGGCCUUGAGAAGUAUGCUGACAUGCUGGAGAUGGUGAGCGGAAGGGUGCGAUUCCUUUCGUGAUCAAACAACCCCCUCAAACAACGACGACAAUACCAAACUUUUGUAUCACACUGUGUGUACCUCGUUUCGGGCUUCUUCGGGCAGGAAUGGGGACACUUUUUAGUAUUUAGUGGAGCGAAACAGUUGUCGCUAGUGGUAGUAUUGCCCCACCUCCCUCAAAAAAAGAAACUUUCCACCGUUUCUCAUGUUCCAACAACCUCCUCCUUCCCGCCCGUUCGUGCGUUGCAACAGCUCGAAAUGUAUUUUUUGUAAAUAAUUGUACGUGUGUAGGAUAGUGCAAAAGGAACAAAGCGACAUAUUACACUGCGGUUAUUAUAGGACUUAGGAUUUGCAACAAUCGUCGAAUGCGAAGCAUAUGAUGAUGUCGGUUCUGUCGGUUUUUGGUGUUUUUUUUCGGUAGAGCUUUGUGCAUAGGACAUUGAUUGUCAGAUACAAUUAAUAAAAGAACCAUUCAAAACUGCCA